CGAGCUCAUGCCUCCAUGUGGUGGCGCACAGUUUUGUCAUCUUUGGUCGUCUUCCGAGACGCUGAGGCUGUAGAUCUUCCUCUGCCCAGAGUUUCUGCUCGCUGUGCUUCAGCCUCGCGUACGUCUGCGCCGCAGGCGGGGGCUGUCUGCCAUGGGGACUCAUUAAUGAGUGCUCCUCUCCCCAUGUGGAGGAAUGUUCGCACCGGCGAGCGAGACAGAGCGAUGGAGUCACAGGGAGGGAGGGGAGGAAGUGCAGGAGGCGCCGGCGUACCUGCUGCUGCCGCCGCUCCAACAUCCUCCGCCGGCUCUCUGGGAGCUGACGCCGCUGUGGGACAAUCCCAGGCGGUGGCGGCGGCCGGGGUCGCAGCUCUGUGGACACAAGUGAUGGAGGAGGAGGAGGAGGAGGGGAUGGGGGUGAACGGAGAGCUGCUGCCGGGACACCCGUACCUGAGGGACGGGGCCGUGAUGGAGAGUCCCGCCGGAGAGACCGGCGUGCUGCAGUACCCCACAGAGUACGGUCACCGCCACCGGUGUGGAGAGAAGAUGCCGUUCCACCAUGUGACGGCAGGCCUGCUCUACAAGGGGAACUACCUGAGCCGCUCGCUGUCUGACAGCGACAGCGAGGUGCUCGCCAGCAUCUCUGUGGAAGAGCUGGAUGAGAUCCGCGAGGCCUUCAAGGUCCUGGACCGCGACGGGAACGGCUUCAUCUCCAAACAGGAGCUGGGAAUGGCAAUGCGGUCUCUGGGGUACAUGCCCAGUGAGGUGGAGCUCGCCAUCAUCAUGCAGAGACUGGACAUGGAUGGUGACGGACAGGUCGACUUUGAAGAGUUUAUGACGAUUCUCGGCCCCAAACUCCUGUCGUCUGAAACGAGAGAAGGUUUCCUGGGAAACACAAUAGACACCAUUUUCUGGCAGUUCGACAUGCAGCAGAUCACCCUGGAGGAGCUGAAGCACAUCCUCUUCUACGCCUUCCGAGACCACCUGACCAUGAAGGACAUCGAGAACAUCAUCAUCAACGAGGAGGAGAGCCUGAAGGAGAACGCUGGGAACUGUCAGAUGGAGUUUGAAGGAGUUCACCCCGCGAAGAAGAACCGUCAGACCUGCGUGAGGAAGAGCCUCAUCUGCGCUUUCGCCAUGGCCUUCAUCAUCAGCGUCAUGCUCAUCGCAGCCAAUCAGAUGCUGAGGAACGGCAUGGAGUAGCCCCGCCCACUGUGAGCCUGCAUGUGCAUGGCAGUGGGUGAAUGUCGAGCAAUGAACUACAAGGAAAGAGAACCAUCAUCAGAGAUUUUUCUGAAGGAAAAGCCAGAAGAUCGUCUGCACCUGAUCCAAAACCACGAAGCCAGCAGGAGGAGUCCUGCUCCUCCCCCUUUUCUCUGACAGGGACUCUCAAGGGCUGACGCUGCGUUCACUGUCGUCUCCGUUUCCCUGAUGCAAUAAGAAGAAACCUUCUCCAGAAAAAUCCCUGCAGGAGUUGAGAGACGUGCCACGAGACCCAGACAGGAGCUCCAUGGAAGAACUAGACUUUGAGAAGAAAGGCGUCCUCCUUCUGUCGUCCUUAUCAUUCCUUAUUUACAUCAGGUUUCAUCUUUGGAUGGAACCGUUAAAGAGGGUCCACAGAAAACUCCAAAGGAAUCGUUUAAAACCAAAAAUUCACAUGAAAAAAAAAAGCAUUCCAUCAGAAAAACCUGUAAAUAGAUCAAUGUAGAAAUGACUCCUUCUUUAGUCAUGAGGUUACCAGCAGGAAAAACAUCAAAGCUGCUCCCAGUUUGGUUUUUAUUUCAAUAUUUCAGACACCAACAAAGUUUUUUGCGCCAACGUUGUGUAAUUGCGGUUAGCUCCACCCCUCACAUGAUCACAGAUUAACAGAUUAAUCCUGAAAGGAGCUGAAGAAACGUCACAGAUCUGGUCUUUCACAGGAACGAGGCUCGGUUCUGGGCCGGAGCUUCGUUUCCAGAAACGUCUCCACAGAAGGUCACGCCCACAAUCCGUCGUCAGGUUCCUCCACAGACGCAGUAACUUCUGCAGCCGUUCUUUGUCUUACCUUUCCUCUGGUCAGCACAAAACCCCGACAUCACGGAUCCACCUGACGAUGUUCUGCCAGGUUCAGCAGCUGCUCCAUCUGCCGCCUGGAUGGGGCGGCCCACUCCACCUGUGUGCAAGAGAAGAGCUAAGACGAUGGUGUCAGAUCCAAACGCUGCACAGCUGAGCCCUUUAUUCAAGCUGUUUGUUCAAAAGAAUACACAACAUGCUGAGCCUUCGUCACAUGAACCUGUAUGGGGGGUUGACCCCAACGGGUACUGUUGGUUUUCGGGUUGUCCGGGCCCCUUGGAGGGUUGUAGAGAGGAGCGACCGCAUCACAAGGUCCCACUCCCAACUGUUUUUAUUCUAUUGUAAAACUCUUCAAAGUGGUCUUUUAAUUAUGAUGAUAGAGUUUUGUUUUUUUAAGACACAUUUUCUGCAGAUCGGCAGUGGCUCAUUAGAAAUUCACCUCUGAUUUGUGGACAGGACUGUUGGCACGGAGCAACGCCGCCCCCUUUCCCUUUCCUGUUGCUGAGAGCUGUUUGCACGCUUCUGUGCGAGCUUAUAUAGCCCCAAGUUAACAUAAAAAGAUUAAAAAAAGGCGAGCAACAUCGGAGCUUAUCCAGCCGAACAGUUUUGGUCAGACGAGGAAAACGAAUCCGCACAUGGGGGGGGGUAGGAAGAACAUGACUUUCAUUGGAGUGGGUCUUUAAAAUCUUUCAGUUUUUAACUUUGAUUUCUAAAUGUGUAUUUAUUUUGACAUUUUUUGUACUUUUUCCAGAUGACCAAUUUGUACUUUCAGUUUAAAAUAUUCAUCUGUUUGUUCGUGUUACGGAUUUUUGUUCAUUUUAAACUUCAGAGUUGCGGUCAGAGAUCCUGGAUCUCCUCGUCUUGAAAGGGUCAGGAGCAGCCGAGAUGUUGGAGCUGAUGUUCAGGGAGCAUCGAUGUGCGUUUGUGCACAGACUGCAGAAAAAUUAAUGGUUUUUGGUUUUGUGUCGCGCGAGAACUUAUUUGCAUCUGGCGGAUCUUUGGCCUCCGAUUGGCUCGAAAACUCCUGCAGAGACUCAUCUGAGCUUCUAACCCCUAUUAUCAAGUGCAUGUGAUCAAAUCUAUGUCUUCUGUAAAUACUGCGUCUUACGUGUAGGUGUGCAGCGUCUUUCUGCGUGCAUGACUGUCUGUGCGCACCGGGGGUCGGAGAGCAGCUGCGCAGACGCUCCCGCUGGAGCAUCCGGAUGCAGCCGGAGAGCGUCUGCCCUGGUCCUCUUCCUCCUCCUGACAAAGCCAUACCCGUCUGCAGAGGCGACACGUUCAUGUGUGAAGCAGUGCUGAGCUCCGAGCUGCAGGCUGGUGCGAUGGCGCCACCUGGAGGGGAAGUGAGCUCCCAGCAGUCGUGCUUCUGUCUCUCCACAGUGAUUUGUGCGUUUCUCAUUUCAAACAUGAGUAUAAGUAGGCAUUAUCUUACCAAUAUAUGAACAUUUUUGAUUCUAAACGUUGAAAUGUCCUCAUGACUUCAGACAGCACGUCAUUCUUUGAUGUAAUCAAUCUAUGAAGACUCUCAUUCAUCCAGGUUGAUUCCAUCACAGUAGUAGGUUUAGGGGCUGUCAUCUGUUUUUAAAUUGACAAAGCCUCUUGGAUAAAGAGGUGAAACGUCUUCUAACUUUAAAAACUAAGUCCAGAUGACAGCCUAAACCUACUGCUAUGAUGAUGUAAUCAACACUUUUUUAAAAAUCCUCGUUUCAUUUUGGAUACUACAGGCACGCCGCUCCUUAAAGAUGAUGCUGUUGAUGUUGGCACCUGUGAACUCGCGUCCAGAUUUUGGAAGACUUGUUUCUUCCAUCCGCUGGCAAUAAUGAGGAGGGUUUCCCUGCAGAGCUGUGGUGCAGUGGGAGUCCAGAACCUGGGCGGUGGCUUUGGGGAGGGGCCUUGGUGUCCAUGCAGAGCGGCCGCAUGUCUACCUGAAGCCCAGCGGCUGGAUCUCACUGUCUCUGAUGUACCAUCCUUCAUGGCUAAUAACUAGAAGACAAGCACAUUCUGUAGUCUGCAUGUGCAACGUUUGAGCAUAGUCUAGAAAAUGACUCCGUUAUAAUAUUUAUUAGAUGCAUCACUAUUAUAUUGUACAUAUGGGAUUCUGUACAAAAAACAAGAAUUGUUGCAAUAAACAUGUUUUUUAAAA
Oryzias latipes (Japanese medaka) is the source of this 4192-nucleotide messenger RNA. RefSeq names its product calneuron 1 (gene caln1). Gene Ontology annotation, cellular component: trans-Golgi network membrane. The record is from RefSeq and is a predicted model, not a curated record. Lineage: Eukaryota; Metazoa; Chordata; Actinopteri; Beloniformes; Adrianichthyidae. Gene Ontology annotation, molecular function: calcium ion binding.